Rhineura floridana is the source of this 912-nucleotide messenger RNA. RefSeq names its product E3 ubiquitin-protein ligase RNF167-like. The coding region runs from base 1 to 912 and encodes 303 amino acids. The transcript has a single exon. The record is from RefSeq and is a predicted model, not a curated record. Gene Ontology annotation, cellular component: nucleoplasm; cytoplasm. NCBI's taxonomy places the organism in Eukaryota, Metazoa, Chordata, Lepidosauria, Squamata, Rhineuridae.
AUGCAGCUUUCCCCUCUCUCGCCUCCUUCACUGGUGGUCUUCUCCAUGGUUCUGGAGGCCACCUUGGCGAAGCCGUUUGUCUAUCUGGUCUACACUGAGAACUCCACCUGUCUUGACUUCAAAGCUGUCCCUGCCUGCUUUGGCCCUCCGUUCCCUCGAACGGGUCUCACGGGCUACCUUGUUGAGGCGGUGCCUGCUAAUGCUUGCCAUCCCAUAGGAGGCCCUCCGGCCCCAAAGACGUCUCCACCGGGCUUCAUUGCUCUCAUCCGCCGGUAUGGCUGUCCCUUUGGCAUCAAGGUCUUCCAUGCUCAGCAAGCUGGCUACCAAGCGGCUGUCAUCCACAACCUCUACUCGGAUUCGUUGGUGAGCAUGGCCAUUGAGGCAGAAGACGCAGGACGGCAGAUCUUGAUUCCUUCCCUCUUUAUCGGAGGCUCAGCCUCCAAGGUUCUGAGAAGGCUGGUCGGGUCUGAGAAUGGUACCAAAGUCACUGCGGUGGUGCCUCUAGGCUACUACAAUCCCUGCUGGGACAAUGUGGAUAUCUCCGUUUGGGACCCAGCACAGCGCUACCUGAAGUUCUGGCCGGGAUACUGUACCCAGCAAAUGAUCAUUGCCUUCAUCCAAGAGUUUGGGUUUGUGAUUCUCCUCAGUGUGGGGAUUAGCAUUGUGUUCUUUGCGGGCUUCAUGAAAUGGUAUAGGCGGAGCCAAGGCAUCAGGGUGAAGACCUUCAAAAGAGGCGACAGGUAUGACUUGUGCGUGAUCUGCAUGGCUGAAUAUGAAACAGGCGACCUGCUGAAGAUCCUUCCGUGCACCCACGCCUAUCACAACACCUGCAUCAACACUUGGCUUCUCAUCCAGCCCAGAACUGGGAGGACCUGCCCAAUCUGCAAGCAGAAAGUCAACACUGCAAUCUAG